Schizosaccharomyces osmophilus is the source of this 1350-nucleotide messenger RNA. RefSeq names its product 19S proteasome base subcomplex ATPase subunit Rpt1 (gene rpt1). The record is from RefSeq and is a predicted model, not a curated record. Gene Ontology annotation, cellular component: proteasome regulatory particle, base subcomplex. Gene Ontology annotation, molecular function: proteasome-activating activity; ATP binding; ATP hydrolysis activity. Gene Ontology annotation, biological process: proteasome-mediated ubiquitin-dependent protein catabolic process. Lineage: Eukaryota; Fungi; Ascomycota; Schizosaccharomycetes; Schizosaccharomycetales; Schizosaccharomycetaceae. The transcript is spliced from 5 exons. Bases 1 to 1350 code for a protein of 449 amino acids.
AUGUCGAACGAAUUCCAUCCUUCACCAACUACAAUGCCACCUAAAGAAGACUGGGAAAAGCAACCAAAGCAGGUUAAUUCAGAAGAAAAAGAUGAGAAAAAUCCACCUCCUUUAGAUGAAGGAGACAUUGAGUUGCUUAAGAGCUACGCCACUGGACCGUAUGCCAAAGACUUAACGACUACUAAGGAAGAAACAGAGGCUGUUUUGAAGCGGAUAAAUGACACUGUUGGCAUCAAAGAAUCAGACACUGGUUUAGCUCCCCUUUCUUUCUGGGAUGUUGCUGCCGAUCGCCAAAGAAUGAGUGAAGAGCAACCUUUGCAAGUUGCUAGAUGUACAAAAAUUAUCGAAAAUGAACAGUCUGCCGAAAAAAAUGGUUACGUGAUUAACCUAAAGCAAAUUGCCAAGUUCGUUGUUAGUUUAGGAGAACGAGUUAGUCCUACUGAUAUCGAAGAGGGAAUGCGAGUUGGUUGUGAUCGAAGCAAAUAUUCCAUUCAGCUACCUCUCCCUCCCAAAAUUGAUCCUUCUGUUACAAUGAUGCAAGUCGAGGAGAAGCCCGAUAUUACAUACGGUGAUGUUGGUGGCUGUAAGGAACAAAUUGAGCGUUUGCGUGAAGUCGUGGAACUUCCUUUACUUUCUCCCGAGCGUUUUAUAAAGUUGGGUAUCGAUCCUCCAAAAGGUGUCAUGCUUUACGGUCCCCCUGGUACUGGUAAAACCUUGUGUGCUCGUGCCGUAGCCAAUCGAACUGAUGCUACCUUCAUUCGCGUUAUUGGUUCAGAGUUGGUUCAAAAAUAUGUCGGUGAGGGUGCCCGUAUGGUUCGUGAGCUUUUCGAAAUGGCCCGGACGAAGAAAGCUUGUAUUAUCUUUUUUGAUGAAAUUGAUGCUAUUGGAGGUGCUCGUUUUGACGAUGGCGCCGGUGGUGAUAAUGAAGUCCAAAGAACCAUGUUAGAAUUAAUUACCCAACUUGACGGUUUCGAUCCCCGUGGUAACAUUAAAGUUCUUUUUGCUACCAACCGACCAAAUACUUUAGAUGAAGCUUUGAUGCGUCCUGGCCGUAUCGAUCGUAAAGUUGAGUUUGGUCUACCCGACUUAGAGGGCAGAGCAAACAUUUUACGUAUUCAUGCUAAGAGUAUGGCGAUUGAUAAAGAUAUCCGAUGGGAGUUAAUUGCACGUCUUUGUCCCUCACAAACUGGUGCCGAAUUACGGUCUGUCUGUACCGAGGCAGGAAUGUUUGCAAUCCGUGCUAGGAGAAGGGUAGCUACAGAAAAAGAUUUCCUCGAUUCUGUACAAAAGGUUGUUAAAGGUAACCAAAAGUUUAGUAGUACGGCCGAUUAUAUGAACAUGAGUUCCUAG